Messenger RNA from Aspergillus mulundensis, 1026 nucleotides. Its product is annotated as putative TIM barrel metal-dependent hydrolase. The transcript has a single exon. Gene Ontology annotation, molecular function: hydrolase activity. Bases 1 to 1026 code for a protein of 341 amino acids. NCBI's taxonomy places the organism in Eukaryota, Fungi, Ascomycota, Eurotiomycetes, Eurotiales, Aspergillaceae. The record is from RefSeq and is a predicted model, not a curated record.
AUGAUAGUGCGACACUGCUUUUCAACGGCAUUGCCGACGCUUCGAACCACUUGGGCUCCUGCGUGGACGCGCAUCAAACCGGGAUUAGACCUCUAUAGACAAUCCAAGGCGUUUCUGGGCACUGAAUCAUCCAUGAGGCUGACAAAACCCAAACCAUUAAGAGAAUGGAUCCCAUCUGGAUCUUGGGAUAGUCAUAUGCACGUCACGGACAAAAAAUACCCAGUCGUCGAAGGGGCACCAUACUUUAGCAAACCAGAUCAGAAACUCGACGACGCAAUGGCAUUCGAGUCAUCUCUUAGAAUUCAGAACAUCGUCCUGGUUCAACCUUCGAUUUACGGUACUAACAACUCAUGUCUUCUCGAAGCCCUUCGGCACAUUGGACCUUAUCACGGGCGAGGCGUGGUGGAUAUAGACCCGCUCGAGACAAAACGGCCAACGUUGAGAAAAUGGCACGCACUGGGUGUGCGCGGCGUACGAGUGAACUUCAUGUCCAAAGGGAUGACACCAUCUCAUCAACAACUAGACAAUGCGCUCUCAAAACGAGCAGAACUCAUUCGAGAGCUGGGCUGGAUGAUUCAGAUCCACACACCCAUGAGCACGAUGUCACACUUGGAAGACAUCAUUCCAAAACUCGGCGUCAAAGUCUGCAUCGACCAUUUUGGAUGUCCUGAUCUCCCCAAAGUGGACUGGGAGCAGGGGCAAUAUUUCGACCCGUACCUCUUACGGGGUUUCCCGUCACUAAUGGCUCUACUCCAUCGGGGAAAUACGUGGGUGAAAGUCUCCGCACCAUAUCGCUUCAGCAAGGAUAUAAAUCUUCGAGAUAUUGACGUCAUGGCUCGCGAGUUCAUACGCGAGGUGCCUCACCGGGUGUUAUAUGCUACAGACUGGCCUCACACUAGAUUCCGCAACAUUGAUAUUGAACCAUUUACAGAGAUGAUUCUACGACGGUGUGGCUCGUGGGCCGUAGCGAAGAGAGUGUUUCGAUACAAUGCGGAGGACUUGAUGAAUUGUCGUCUCGAUAUCUAG